AUGCCGACGGAAAGUAAAGAUGCCCGCGACGACAGAGACGACGAUGACGACGCCAAAGGAAGCUGCCGAAGCAACCAUGUCGAUUCGAAAGGAGCAGACGACGAUUAUGACGAAGACGACAACAUCGUGACGAAAGUCAUGACGUAUUUCUUCGAGAACCAAGAGUUCAACCAGGCGUUCCAAGACUUUGCCGAGCGGGAAUGCGACGUGUUUGACACAGAGGACGAAGCCGAGAUGAAGCUCGAGUACACCGACGUGUUCAAUCGAUUCACCGCCCUCUUUGAAUCCAAGCUCGAAGUAUUCAUCGAAUCGCAAGGCUCCACCGUCAAGGACUUCUACACUAUCGUGAAGCGCGCGUACGAGAACGACCCAGAGAGCACCCUGGCCGUGUAUUCUCAAAUGCUCGUGUCCGUGUGCGACUUCUCUGUGUUUGUCCUCAUGAUGCGGCGGACGCGGGACGCCAUGAUGCUGCAGGCGGCUCGGAAGUGA
Messenger RNA from Aphanomyces invadans, 489 nucleotides. RefSeq lists its product as hypothetical. The record is from RefSeq and is a predicted model, not a curated record. Gene Ontology annotation, cellular component: ciliary base; axoneme. Lineage: Eukaryota; Oomycota; Saprolegniomycetes; Saprolegniales; Verrucalvaceae. Bases 1 to 489 code for a protein of 162 amino acids. The transcript has 4 exons.